ACAAUACCACCACCACCACCUUCUGCUCCGCCUCCUCCUCCCACCAGCGCUGGUUGACUUCAUCCCAGUCCAGUCUCGAAAUCUGAUACGCGCCUAAUGAUCAUUCCUUGUCGUUGUUGCAGCGCUCGCGCCCUCUGAAAUUUAUGUGUGUUGCGCCGUCAAUCAAACUCUAAGAUACACUGAACUGCGCGGACGUCGAUUCGAUUUGAAGUCUCCUUAGCCAGAUCGAAUCCAAACCAGGGCGAAUUCCCACCUGUGUCGAGCGAGCCUAUCUCACCCGAGGAGCUAUAGUAGCCCAUCCUCGGACACUUUGUCCUCACGCGUCGCUUCUGCGACAAGUCUACCUCAUGACGGCAGUAACUCCUUCUCGAUCAGGCGUAUCGCCUUCGAGCUCUCCGCGUCUUCCCUCACCUCCACCGAUUCCCGAAGUCCAGUACGGACCUCUGAGUCCAGGAAUCUCAGAUAUUGGAAAUGAACUCCAAUUCGAGGCAUCCCUGAGAGUUGACCAAGGCUCCGCUAGGAGGAUAAGGCCGGGCACAAAGGCAGCGGACAUGGCAAUUGGCCCUCCAUUGGUACCUCUGUCUCAGCUCGACUCUCCUUUCCAACUUCAAGAACACCUCAAAGCUCAAUACGCCACCCUGACCCAUACCCCUGAUUCCACCCGAACCAUCCCAGUCACAAAAGAAACUGCCCUGCAGUUGACAACCCCACCACAGAUCAACGAGAAUGAGACAGUAGACCGAAAUCUGUGGCUUUAUGAACUCUGUCGAUUUCUCACCCAGAAGGCAAACAUGGUUUCUAUUUUUCUCAUGAACGAUAACCCUCCGUGCUCGAGUCAGACCUGUCCAGAGAUGCGUGCGAGUGAGUGGCAAUAUCUCUGUGCAGUCCACGAACCUCCCAAGUCGUGUUGUGCUGUCGAUUAUUGCAAUCACACAUUGGACUGGGCCGCCAAUGUCCUCACAAGUCCUAAACAUUUCCCAUCUCGAUUGGCUUUGGGCGGCGAGGCUGGAAAUGCCGUCAAUAGCAUGAGACAGCUGACCAACAUCUUUCGAAGAGUCUAUCGCAUAUUUGCACAUGCCUGGUUUCAACAUCGGGAAGUCUUCUGGUCCGUGGAAUCGACAUACGGAUUGUACGUUUUUUUCAAGACUGUCUGUGACGAAUAUCACCUUAUCCCUGAAGAUAGCUAUACUAUACCCCCAGAAGCUGAAGGCGCACAAGACCAUAGCAAGGCCUCUGAUGACGCCGAAACGAAAGCCUCCACACACGUUCAGAUUCUGCGCAAGCAGGAUCCUCCCGAAAGCGGCUCAGACCCAGGUCGUGACACUGAACCCUUCUCCGCCGACUCGCAAGGUGGUCCUGCUGCGACUGCCCGGCGUCAUAAACACAAACACACUCCCAGUACAGGAAGCCUAGUCGAUACCAUUACCGAAGGUCUUGAAGAAGAUGACGAACAAGCGACAUCAUCAUCAGCGAAUAUCCCACCACUCGACUCAGUGCAGUCUCAACUACCAACCGAGGGCGGACCGGACCGGACCAACCCAGUAACCCAGCUCUCUUCUUCAACAUUACCUAGGACUGAGGUUUCUCCAGAGAGAUCUUUACCCAAACUCGACCUCAGUAAUAUUGUCCCCAAAUACGAGCCACGUGCACCAGAAGACCCUACACCUACGGCCCAUGAAGUUGAUCCGAUGUCGACCUAUGACAUGGGAGAGCCUGGUUCCGUACAGCGCCCGUCUACCAAAGGCCAAGGGUCUAGUGGCACCUCGGCACCAAGUGUUGAUCAAAUCUCCACGCCUGUCAAGACGACUCAAGACGAGGAAGAAGAAAAUAUCACAUCACCGUCGGGCGGAAGUAUCCGCACUGUAGGCAGCGACAUCCUUCAGGGCAUCCUGGGUCACAUAGGAGACGAAGAUGAAGAGGUCGAGGGGGCUCUUCAAGCUGCCCACCGAGAAGAGGAAGAGGCGAAAACACGUCGCGAUAGACAAAAGUCGACAUCCCCCGCCAAGGAGGAAAAGACGAAAAACAGAAAGGACAAACGUAGUCCGAAUAAGGAUAAGAAGCGCACAGGCUCCAGCACGAAAAAAGAAUCCGCCAAACCCGUGGAUGGGCUUUCUAGUCCGUCUAGCAGCCCUAGUAUCCAACCGACCGGGGCUUCAGAUCAGGUCGAGGUGGCUGUAUCAGCCAUUGAAACUGACAUGGAUGACAGCGGUGGCGAUGUCGCAUCCAUCGAAUCGAAUCCAGGCCCCGCAGCCUAGGGGUAUAUCAGUUGUAGAUUUUGACUCUGAAGGGAGAACCGGAUAUGGCCUCGGCAUCGUGGGGAGCUUGCACAUACACAGACUCAGACUAUGUAGUGAAUAACUACAUAUUGAAGAAGGCGUUGCAUCGAACACAACACACCGAACAUCAUUGCCAUCUAUUGCACUCUGACCGGGCUAUUACGCUCCCAGACAACUUUCCAUCAUCAGCCACAGAGCUAUGGGAUUCAUGCAGUAGUCUCCUUGUCAAAUUGGGUUGAUCAGUUGACACUUAUGGCGGUAAGAGAUGACUUAAUUGCCCUCCUACGUGAAUAUAUCGAUGAUGAUGCACAGUGGUUAUCUUGUGCAUAGUUCUGGCUG
Exophiala mesophila is the source of this 2615-nucleotide messenger RNA. RefSeq lists its product as uncharacterized. Lineage: Eukaryota; Fungi; Ascomycota; Eurotiomycetes; Chaetothyriales; Herpotrichiellaceae. The transcript has 2 exons. The coding region runs from base 348 to 2255 and encodes 635 amino acids. Gene Ontology annotation, cellular component: cytoplasm. The record is from RefSeq and is a predicted model, not a curated record.